AUGGAGGCUGCGCAAAGGUCCCUGGCGACUGAUGCCGUCGUGGUCGUCGGCGCAUCCCACAUACCAAAAUCAGUUGCCAUGCCGCUCAAGCGGCCAGGCGUAGCCCCAAACGUUGACACGACGUCUGCGUCGCUGAGCAAUCUCAAUCUUGACUCGACAGUCUCCAACGCCGCCGCUGCGGAUAAGCUGCCGGCCAUCCAAAGAAUCGACUCCAACUCCGACCCAGGGACUAAGCCUCCCAGUCUUGACGGCAAGAGCAUUACAUCAGGAACAACAUUUGCAUUGGACGAAAAGGAGUCGCUUCGCCCAGAUGAUAGUGCAAGUGUACAAGCAGCUGCCGAGGAUGACGAUGCAGCAUCUCUCCUUCCGGGGUCUCGUUUGGGCUCAGAAGCGGCUACUAGAGCCCGUGCCCGGCCGACCAUUGCCAUGGGUAGUCACCCCGCCGGCGUUCUCACACCACAGAGCACGUCUUCCGAGCAGCAAAUUGAGAAUGGCGCGCCGCUCCAGCUCAGUGGCGAGGCUAGGCCAUCAAAUGCGCUCAAUGCCAUAUAUCGCCAAGCCCCUGACGAGAAACUCAUUGAUGCGCUGGCCACACCACGCGAUCGCUUCUUCUUGCUGCGUCUCGAAAAAGAUGUUAUUGACUUUGUACAGAACUCCAAAGAGCCUUACAUGGAUCUACCGCCGUCCAACUCCUUUUGUAGAAUGUUGACCCAUAAAUUGGCUGACUACUACCACAUGACACAUUCUUUUGAAGCACAUAUUGGAUCUGUCCGGAUAUUUCGAACCCCUUUCUGUCGUGUUCCGCCAUCGUUAGCACAGAUGGUGCCCGAGACGACACCGCCAUCUGACAGCACGCCGCCACCUGCGCUCUUGCCGCGAAAGAUUAUGCGACGUGGACAGGAAGGCGAUGGCGCGAGUGCUGGUCCAUCCGGGCCUGGUUCUGAAACCGGAAGCGAUCUAAAGGACAAGCAACCCGCCAACCAAAAACUCUCGAGAGAGCAACGCGAAGAAAUGUACAAGAUUACUAGAGAUAGAAUCUUUGGCGCAGAGGAGAAUACCACAGCGGACAAUGGCGCAGAAGUCGGCAUGUCACGAACAAGUUCCGCGUCGGCUAACAGGUCAAAUCUGGGAAAACGUGGAAAAGGAAACAAACAGCGCCGCGACUCAGACGGCUUCGAUUCUCGACACCAGUACCAGCCUUUCUGGGGACCUCAGCAACAAACAUGGGUGUCGCAAUCGCAGGCGCAGUACGGACCCCCUGGCGCGCAGUAUAUAACCGCGGGCCCGUCUAACUACCAGGUUCCGCCAAACUAUGCGCAACAAGGGCCAGCGUAUGGUCCUGUCCCGACUAUGCCACCCAAUGCCGGCUAUCCUGGAUAUCCUGCGGCACCGUACCCCGCUGGAGGAAGCCCUGUAGUGUAUGUACCACAGCCUCAAAUGGCCUCGAAUACACCACCCCAUGGAUGGCAGCCUGCGUAUAAUGCGCCUGUGCUCUACCCGCCCCAGGUGCCCGCCCCAGGACCACCACAGGCACCAAUCCAAAAUCAUGGCCCUGGCAUUGGCCCUGGUGGUAUCCCGUACGCCUUUGGGCAAUUGCCUGCUAAUGCCAAUCCGCAUGACCCCAAAAGCCAGCAUCCCAUUCCAGGCAGCUACAAUCGAAAUCACGCUUUCAACCCCAAGACGCAAUCGUUCAGCCCCGGAGCGCCCAUGGCCCCUGUUCACCCACCGCAGCCGCCAUUUACGGCACCCGGAUCGCAUCACGGCAGUCCCCAAAUCGGCACACCACCUCAUUUGGCCUAUACGGGAUACCAACCCCCCAUGCCUCCUCCAUACGGUGGGGCAUAUGGCAUGGCCAGACAGGGUUCUAACAAUUCGAUUCCAUCCUAUCAUGGUCCUCCUCAGGGCACGCCUCCACACGUGGUUAUGCAACCCCCUCAGCAUAUGGCUCAGCAACCGCCAAUGCCAAUGAACAGCAGACCACUACCACACGGAUCAUUACCCAAUGGCCAAAUGUAUAGCCACCUGCCCACGUACGGGAACCCCGCUUCGUUGCCUCAAAAGCCGACAACGGGAAUGUGA
Molecule: messenger RNA, 2079 nt
Organism: Cordyceps militaris CM01
Lineage: Eukaryota; Fungi; Ascomycota; Sordariomycetes; Hypocreales; Cordycipitaceae
Product: R3H domain protein, putative
Exons: 5
Coding region: 1-2079 (692 amino acids)
Biological process (GO): galactose metabolic process
Molecular function (GO): nucleic acid binding
Source: RefSeq, a predicted model, not a curated record